Molecule: messenger RNA, 7939 nt
Organism: Nanorana parkeri
Lineage: Eukaryota; Metazoa; Chordata; Amphibia; Anura; Dicroglossidae
Gene: TUBGCP6
Product: tubulin gamma complex associated protein 6
Exons: 31
Coding region: 53-7915 (2620 amino acids)
Biological process (GO): meiotic cell cycle; spindle assembly; cytoplasmic microtubule organization
Cellular component (GO): gamma-tubulin complex; equatorial microtubule organizing center; centrosome
Molecular function (GO): gamma-tubulin binding; microtubule minus-end binding
Source: RefSeq, a predicted model, not a curated record
CUCAAACACCACUUCAGGAUCCAGGUUAAUACCCCUGAAGCUAAACGUCAAGAUGAGCAGCAUUACUCAGCUCUUUGGUGAUUUGUGUGAUGCCCACAUGGCUGGAUUCCCAUGGACUACUGGACUAGGUGGCAGAAAGAGAAGCAAGAAACAGACCAAACAAUGCCUCAAGAGACUGGCAUAUGAUACACUGUUUAUCCACUUGUUUCAAGAGGAAGCUCGGAGGUUGCAGCAGCAAAGUGCCAAAAAGCUUCCAGUGAAAAAUAAAAUGCUGAUGUUGUCCUUUAAUAUGCGUGUUAGUGACAUGAAAUCUGAAGCAGACCGUCUAGAGGAGCUGCUGGAAAAUAUAGAAAGGUUUAGUGGGGAACAGUUCACAAAUCUGUGUUCUGUUCUCGAGCUCUUGGUAGAUCUUUCAGGCACCGGACCACCACAACUCCUUCCACCAAAAAGAGACAUCUUUAAAAACAACAAAUAUGUUGGCAGGAAGCCACCGUACCAGGGAUAUGACUAUUAUGAUGUUGGUGUAUUUGAAGCUGACAUCGGGUGUUUUCUGGCCUACCAAGAAUUUGACAUGAGUAGCACUGUCCACAGUACACUACAGCUCAUGGAAGCUGCACCAGGCACUGGUCUUCCAGCCACAGGCCUCUUCUCUCACAAUUUCUCCACAAGUGAUAAGUUUGAGAAAGAGACUCGUGUAUCACUCUUUGGUGCCCUUGUCCACACCCGAACCAAUGAUAUGGAUAUUAAAUUGGAUCUGCCACCUGUGCCAGAUAGUGCUGACCUGUCUGGGCUUGCCAUAAAGGUUCCACAAAGUAUUGACCAGUCAGAAGAUGAGGGUUUCCAGUCUGCAUCAAACAUGACUCCUGAUUCUCAGUCAGAGCCCAGUGUAACUCCUGACAUUGAUUUGUGGGAGGCCGUCCUCACAUAUAACCCCAGUAAACGUCGUUGUUGGGAAAGGAUAGGCUUUCCUCCAGGUAAGAGAGAAGAUCCCUAUCUUACUGAGGCAGGCCGAGAAGCAUUUGAUAAAAUGUAUAAAAUUUUCGAGGCCGGCUUGCAGAUGCUUAGUAACACAGCUAUACAGUCAGCACCUCAUGUGAUGCUUAAAGAGCCUGAGCUGGUGAAGGAUGUUCUCAAUGUUCUUAUUGGUGUCGUGUCUUCUACAUUCUCCUUCAACCAGUCCACUCAAGCCUUUGUAGUCAAGCAGGGUGUCUAUGUAUCCGGAACGUCUCCUGAAAACAUAGGCAAUCUCCUGGCACAAGUGGCUGACCAUGGUACUUACUACACCAGGCUGAGUCAUUUCUCAUUGCAGUCUGCUCUGGACUCCUCACAAAGCAAAGGCCUUGUAUUUCAGGCAUUUAAAAGUGGCCUUAGGAAAUACUUGCAGUACUAUCGUGCAUGUGUUCUGUCAACUCCAAAUACACUAUCCCUCCUCACUAUCAGCUUCCUCUUCAGAAAACUAGGCCGUCAGUUAAGAUAUUUAGCAGAACUUUGCUGCAUCGGAACAGUGGGAAUGGGUGGUAACAGGGGGAACAACUUUUCAUUUCCUACAGGAGUGAAGUUGCUAUCGUACUUGUACAAAGAAUCUCUUGAAAACAGCAGUAAUGAAAACUAUCCGAUCUUGUUAUCCCUGCUGAAGUCCAGUUGUGAGCCAUACACUAGGUUCAUCUAUGACUGGGUCUACAGUGGUGUAUUAAGGGAUGUAUGUAAAGAAUUCAUGAUCCAGGUCAAUGAAGAUUUCCAAGGAUUUAGAGAUCAGCGUUACUGGACCCAUGGAUAUAUUUUAAUCUCCAAAGAAGUAGAAGAUUGCGUGCCGCUCUUUUUGAAGCACCUGGCUAAUGAAAUAUACAUGUGUGGGAAAACCAUCAACUUAUUGAAAUUAUGCUGCCCCAGGCAUUAUAUUUGCUGGUCUGACAUCCCCGUACCUCGAAUAUCUGUUACCUUUUCCUUGGAGGAAUUAAAGGAAAUGAAAAAAGACUGUGCAAUCUAUGUGGCCCGAAUGGAGAGAAUUGCUCGAAACUGCAGCAUCAGCAAAGAGGAAAAGGAACUGCAAGCAGAGAUUGCAAAGCAGGACCUCAUCAUUCAGGCCCGAGAAACAACAGAGAAACUUAUGGAAAGAUUUAAAGAUAUGGAAAUGGCUGUAAAAAUGUCUCUAGACACAAAAAAGAGAGACCUGUUUUUGAAGCUGAAAGAACAGUAUGAGAAAGAUCAAGAGCGACGGCUGGCUGCCGAGCAAGAGGAUGCUGAUGAUGAUUUUAGUUAUGCCCGGGAGUUGCGUGAUCGCGAGCAGAGGCUAAAAGCAUUAGAGCAGGAACUGGAGACCAAAGCUAGACAGGAACUUAUAGAUCAUUAUAGCAGACUCUCUGAGGAAGCCACUCGGAAAGAGCAGAGAGCGCUGUGGAAGCUCCAGCGUCAUAAACUGGAAACUGCUCGCCGGAAGUUCUUCUAUGAUGAUGAAAAGCACCUACAGGCGUUGUUGGAGCAUAAUCCUGUGGCCCAGUCUACUGAAAAAAUAAAUACUUCACCACCUCCAGAGGUACAGUGUGGUGAUGUUUCCCCGACAUCCGUACCAGUAACCAACCAGUUAUGUGAGGAAGAGGAGGAAAUUUCAGCUGCGGCCGCGCAGCCCGACCUGGGGGAUUCCUCCCAGGCGGAGUCUGCUAGUGACGAAGAGUCUGGGACUGCCCUUAUGGUACAGGAACGCGAAUUGGUCACGGCCUUGGUUCGCGCUGUGCGGGAAACGCUUAAAAUUGAGGAGACUCCGAGCUCUUCUGCGCUCCCGCCGGUUCCUUUUGGGACGCACAGGAGUAGGCGUUCCACUAAGGAGUCCUUCCUGUCCAAGUGGUCUACUCCCCCCGCGGUGGAUCCGCCGGUUUCCCGCCUGAACAAGGCUACGGUCAUCCCGGUGGAGGAUUCGCCUUCCUUUCGGGAUCCCUCGGAUAGGAAGGCGGAGGCGGUGGCGCGUACUAUGUACUCGGUUUCCGGGGCUCUGUUGCGCCCCGUGUUGGCUUCGGCCCUGGUCUCCCAGACCUUGACUGAGUGGAUGAAGAUGCUGCGUCAGGGUCUUGCAGAAGAAAACGUGUCUCCUGCUUAUGUCGACCUUACGGAACAGGCUUCCAAGAAGGCUCUGACGGAGCUCCCCUUUACGGGGGAGCGUCUGUUCGGGGCUACCUUGGAUGAGAUAAUUAAGGAUUUGACGGGCGGUAAGAGUACCUUCCUACCUCAAUCUAAAAAGCCUAGGGAACAGCGGCGGAAGCCGGGUCCUUCCUUUUCCGCUCACAAGCGGCUUUUUCGUCCGCCUCCGCCCUCUGAGAAGGGCGGGAAGUUCAACAGACCGCUGCCUUCCCAGGCCGCCAAACGCCCCUGGCAGCCCAGGAACGCCAAGCCUCAGGCGCUUGGCAGGCCUUCAUGGCGCGGUGGCGGGUCUUUUGUCCCAAGGGGUGGUGGUUCCGGUUCCCUCCUCGGAGAGGUUCAGAGUGUUUUACUCAAACCUCUUUACGGUGCCGAAAAAGGAUGGCAUUCGUCCCAUCCUGGACCUCAAGCGGUUGAACGUCUUUGUGCGCGUUCGAUCCGCUCUGUGGUGGCGUGUCUUCACCAGGGGGAUUUCAUGGCCUCCCUAGACAUCAAAGAUGCCUACCUUCACGUUCCUGUUUGUACCUCCCACCAAGGCUACCUUCCCUUUGCGGUAGGGGACAACCAUUACCAGUUUGUCGCUCUGCCCUUCGGUCUGGCGUCGGCACCUCGGGUGUUCACCAAGGUGCUGGCCCCGAUCUUGGCCCUGUUGCGUGGUCGGGGGAUCUCGGUGGUGGGGUACCUGGACGACCUCCUGCUAAAGGCGGAGUCGCAUUCCUCUCUGGUGGCAGAUCUGGCGAUCGCCGUUCGGUCAUUGGGGGAGUUCGGCUGGCUCCUGAACUUCCAGAAGUCUUGCCUGGUACCGACCACUCGGUUGGAGUAUCUGGGGCUGAUUCUAGACUCCACCUCGGCGCGGGUUUUUCUACCCCCCGCGAAGCUUCUGAAGCUUCGCUCUUAUGCGACGCUACUGCGGACACGUCGAUGGUCAACGAUCCGGUCUUGCAUGCAGGUCCUGGGCCUCAUGGUGGCUUCCUUCGAAGCGGUGCCUUACGCUCAGCAUCACACGCGGGUUCUGCAGAGGUCCAUCUUGUCGCUGUGGGACAAGUCCCCCUUGUCGCUGGACUGUACGGUUCAGUUGCCUCGGGAGGCGAGGGCCUCCCUGGUCUGGUGGCUUCGGUCUCCGUCCCUGGUGUUGGGCAAGUCCUUCCUUCCCAUUCACUGGACGGUGGUCACCACGGAUGCCAGCCUGUUGGGCUGGGGGGGCGUCCUGGACAUCUGGACGGCUCAGGGCCGUUGGUCGUCGGAGGAAUCUCGGCUUUCGAUCAACGUGCUGGAACUUCGGGCGAUCCGUCUCUCCCUUCUUCACUGGACGGACCGUCUUCAGGGACGGCCGGUCCGGGUUCAGUCAGACAACGCCACGGCCGUGGCUUACGUCAACCAUCAGGGCGGCACACGAAGUGUGGCCGCGGCUCGGGAAGUGGAAAGAAUCCUAGCUUGGGCGGAGGUGCAUGUUCCGGCUCUCUCCGCCGUGUACAUUCCGGGCGUGGACAAUUGGCAGGCCGAUUAUCUCAGUCGCCAGUCAGUGGACCCGGGAGAAUGGAUGCUACAUCCGGAGGUGUUUCACCAGCUCUGCCUUCGCUGGGGGUUCCCGGACGUGGAUCUCCUGGCGUCUCGCCUCAAUCGGCGGGUGGCUCGGUUCGUGGCCAGGACCCGGGAUCCUUGGGCGGAUGCGGUGGACGCCCUGGUGGCGCCGUGGGAUUGCUACGGUCUGAUUUACGCGUUCCCUCCACUGUAUCUGUUGGCGCGUCUUUUUCGCAGGGUCGCGGUGGAAAACGUCCUGGUCAUCCUCGUGGCUCCGGAUUGGCCGAGGAGGGCGUGGUACGCAGAUGUGGUUCGAUCUUCUAUCUCAGGGUCCGGUGUUCCAUCCGUCUUUACCGUCGUUGGCUUUGACGGCGUGGCUGUUGAGAGCCAGGUGUUGAGGGAUCGUGGUCUCUCGGAUGCGGUUAUCUCUACGAUGUUGCGGGCUCGCAAGCCUGUGUCCCGACGGAUUUACUAUCGAACUUGGAAGGCUUAUUUUGCCUGGUGUGAGUCGGAAUCUCCCUUUGAGCCUCUGCGUGACACUCCAAUUCUGACUCUAUCUCAAAAAGUUGCCUUUCUGGUGGCAGUCACCUCGAUCCGCAGGGUCUCGGAAUUGGCGGCCCUCUCUUGCUCGUCCCCGUUGCUGGUCCUGCAUCGGGACAAGGUGGUUCUACGGCCUCGACCGUCCUUCCUGCCGAAGAUUUUACUUACUGAAGCAACGUCUUCAAACGUCAAUACCAAUGAGGAAGGAACAAGAGAUGACAACCUCAUUCUUGCAACAGAUCUCUCACCAUCUGAAGAAAAUAAACAGUCUACUUUAAGUAUAGCUGAGAAAGAAGACACGGAUUCUUGUCUUCCAAGCCUGUGUACUUUGGAUGUGGAGUUUGCAGAUUUCCUCCCCGUGACAGCCUCUGAGAAACAAGAUACUGAACAGACUAGUGAGCUCUCACAAGUGCAUGAUGCUUUAAAAGACAUAGGCUCAGAUCUUGCAAAGGCUAAAGAUACACAAAUUGUUACACUUGAAAGUGACUAUGACUUUAACACAGUGUUGAAACCAGUCCCAAUUGCACAGGUUCCUCAAGGACACAUACAAAUUGGAGAAUAUGUAUCCGAUGAACAGCCUAGUAGGCCACGCUGGAACAUUCAUGGUCAUGCAUCAGAUGCCAAUAUUAAAGUUGGAGAAUAUGUUCCUGAUGCAGCUUUGUCCCUUCCACAGCCUAAUCAACAUGGCCAUUCUUCUGAUUCUCACAUUAAUAUUGGGGACUUCAUGUCUGAUGUCCAGCCUUCAAGACCUCACUGGAACAUCUAUGGCCAUGUGUCUGAAGGGCACAUAAACAUAGGAGAAUAUGCUUCUAAUGUAGAGUCUUCUAGGCCCAGACAGAAUAUUCAUGGGCAUUCCUCAGAGGCAAAUAUCAAGGUUGGGGAGAAUGUAUCAGAUGUGGAACCUUCAAGACCACGUUGGAAUGUGCAUGGACAUGCGUCUGAUGCCAAUAUCAAAAUUGGAGAAAAUGUUUCUGAAGUUGUUUCCUCACGACCUAGGUGGAACAUACAUGGACAUGCUUCACAGUCCCACAUAAAGAUUGGCGGGCUGAUCUCAGAGUCUUUAAAACCAUGCUGGAGUUCUUUUGGUCAUGCCUCACAAUCCAGCAUUAAAAUUGGAGAAUGGUCUCCCUCAGAUGAUACUGUGACACCUAAACCUAAAACAAAUUGUGCCCAUUCUUCUGACUCCACGGUCCAGAACGUAAUUUAUGGUGAAAGAAAAGACUUUGAAAGGCCUUCUGAAACUCCAGAAACAGAAGACAUCCCUUCAGAACAAACAUGUUCAUCAGACCCUGUAACUGUAUUAUCACCCUCCAGUUUGAAAGGGGAUGAAAGUGAAGGAGGCCUAAAAGCAGACAGCAGACCAGCAUCACCAGGUUUGCCUACAAAUAUAGAGCAUGAAGAACCUGCAUACAGCUGUGGAGAAUCUGACAACAACACACACAGUGCAGAUCAGCCUGUCCCUGAGGCCGAAGAAGACAACAAAGUCAUGGAUGAAACCUGGCAAAAAGAGCAAGAAUAUAUCCAGACGCUGGCACAAACAUAUGGCCUUGAGAAAUAUCAAGACAGCUACGCAAUCAUGUCAGAGCCUCCAGUUCUCCAAAUGCUUAGUCAUGUUAUCAGUGGAGAGUUCUCCUUCCCUGUGGACCCUGAUGUACACUCGGCCACCGAUGAGACUGCUGUUAUGCUUAUUGAGCUGCUCUCCCUACCAGUGCUGAUGAAGUAUUCUGUUACUGCACCCAUUGUAUCCCACGUUUCGCUUGUCAACAAAGCUGUGGUGGAUUAUUACUUUGUGGAGCUGAAUAUGGAAAAACAUUUUGUAGCAAUCAGACAUUUCCUUCUGAUGGAAGAUGGGGAAUUUGCCCAGUCACUUAGUGACCAGCUUUUUGAAAAGCUCGUCUCAGGACAGACACCCAGCGAGCUCUUCACCCCACUAGUCCUGAAUUCUAUACUGAACAAAGCUCUGCAGUACAGUCUACAUGGAGACUCUCGGCUCGCCUCCAAUCUUUCCUUUGCACUUCAGUAUAUCCCUGAAAUGUUCACCCCUGGCGGUCCAGAUAUUUUAAGCUGUCUGGAGAUGAGAUACAAGGUUUCUUGGCCUCUGAAUAUUGUCAUCACAGACACUUGUAUUAAUAAAUACAACAAAAUUUUCUCCUUUCUGCUACAACUGAAGCAUAUGGUUUGGACACUAAGGGAUGUUUGGUUUCACUUAAAACGUACAGCUUUAGUGAACCAAGCAUCUAAUUCAGUCCAGUAUCGACAGCUCCAGCUGUACCGGCAUGAAAUGCAGCAUUUUGUGAAAGUUAUCCAAGGGUAUAUCGCCAACCAAAUUCUGCAUGUUACAUGGGCUGAGUUUAGAAACAAACUUCAUACAGUCAGCAACCUGGAGGAAAUUUGCAAGGCACACACGGAAUACCUCAACAAGGCCCUUUUUAGGGGUCUUCUAACGGACAAGGCAGCUCCAUUGAUGAAAAUUAUACACAGCAUUUUCAGUCUCAUCCUAAAGUUCCGUAUGCAGCUUAUCUCUCAGCCAUGGGUGUGUGAUAAGGAAAAGCAGGUGGCUAGCCACCCCAACUACACACUAAUGCAGCAAUCUUACAAUACUUUCAAGUAUUACUCUGACUUUUUGUUUGAAGUGGUAACCAAGCUUGUAAAUCGAGGAUACCAACCACAUCUGGAAGAUUUCUUACUGCGUAUUAACUUCAACAAUUACUACAAAGAGAACUGAACAGACGGACACAAUUGUGUAUAU